This is a messenger RNA of Terrapene triunguis (Three-toed box turtle), 1776 nucleotides long. It is a transcript of the gene GAD1, whose product is annotated as glutamate decarboxylase 1. The transcript is spliced from 16 exons. The coding region runs from base 4 to 1776 and encodes 590 amino acids. Gene Ontology annotation, biological process: GABA biosynthetic process. Lineage: Eukaryota; Metazoa; Chordata; Testudines; Emydidae. Gene Ontology annotation, molecular function: pyridoxal phosphate binding; glutamate decarboxylase activity. Gene Ontology annotation, cellular component: cytoplasm; presynaptic active zone. The record is from RefSeq and is a predicted model, not a curated record.
GUGAUGGCAUCCUCUGCUCCAUCCUCCUCCAACGCCAAUCAGGACUCCAACCCCACUAAUUUACGACCCACAACUUACGACACCUGGUGUGAUGUGGCUCAUGGAUGUACCAGAAAAAUUGGUCUCAAAAUAUGUGGGUUCUUGCAAAGGAACAACAGCCUGGAAGAUAAGAGCCGGAUUGUGAGCUCUCUCAAAGAAAGGCAAUCUUCCAAGAACCUGCUGGCUUGUGAGAACAGCGAGAGGGAAGCCAGGUUCAGGCGGGCCGAGACAGACUUCUCCAAUUUAUUUGCUAGAGAUUUGCUGCCUGCCAAGAAUGGCGAGGAGCAGACCAUGCAGUUCCUGCUGGAGGUGGUUGACAUUCUCCUGAACUACGUGAGGAAGACGUUCGACAGGUCCACCAAAGUCCUGGACUUCCAUCACCCGCACCAGCUGCUGGAAGGGAUGGAGGGCUUCAACCUGGAGCUCUCGGACAACCCCGAGUCCCUGGAGCAGAUCCUGGUGGACUGCAGGGACACGCUGAAGUACGGAGUCAGGACAGGUCAUCCUCGUUUUUUCAACCAGCUCUCCACUGGACUGGAUAUUAUUGGCUUGGCUGGUGAAUGGCUGACAUCAACUGCAAAUACUAACAUGUUUACAUAUGAAAUUGCACCUGUUUUUGUCCUCAUGGAGCAAAUAACGCUUCGAAAGAUGAGAGAGAUUAUUGGCUGGUCAAAUAAAGAUGGUGAUGGAAUAUUCUCACCUGGAGGGGCUAUAUCCAAUCUGUACAGCGUCAUGGCUGCUCGCUACAAGUAUUUCCCUGAAGUCAAAACUAAAGGCAUGGCUGCAGUUCCUAAACUGGUUCUUUUCACUUCGGAACAUAGUCACUACUCAAUAAAGAAAGCUGGGGCUGCACUUGGGUUUGGAACAGAAAAUGUGAUUUUGAUAAAAUGCAAUAAAAGAGGGAAAAUAAUACCAGCUGAUUUUGAAGCCAAAAUUCUGGAAGCUAAGCAAAAGGGACAUGUUCCACUUUAUGUAAAUGCAACCGCAGGCACAACAGUGUACGGGGCCUUUGAUCCAAUAGAGGAGAUUGCAGACAUUUGUGAAAAAUAUAACCUCUGGCUCCAUGUAGAUGCUGCUUGGGGAGGUGGACUUCUAAUGUCCAGGAAGCAUCGUCAUAAGCUGAAUGGAAUAGAAAGAGCCAAUUCGGUCACAUGGAAUCCACACAAGAUGAUGGGAGUUUUGUUACAAUGUUCGGCCAUUCUGAUUCGGGAAAAGGGUAUACUUCAAGGUUGCAAUCAGAUGUGUGCAGGAUAUCUAUUCCAGCAAGAUAAACAAUAUGAUAUAUCCUAUGACACUGGAGAUAAAGCAAUACAAUGUGGUCGUCAUGUGGACAUUUUCAAAUUCUGGUUGAUGUGGAAAGCUAAGGGUACAGUGGGAUUUGAAAAUCAGAUCAACAAAUGUCUGGAAUUGUCAGAGUACCUCUAUACUAAAAUUAAAAACAGGGAAGAAUAUGAGAUGGUUUUUGAUGGAGAGCCUGAACACACAAAUGUAUGUUUCUGGUACAUUCCUCCGAGUCUCAGGGGCAUACCAGACUCUGAGGAGAGAAGAGAAAAGCUACAUAGGGUGGCACCGAAAAUCAAAGCUCUGAUGAUGGAGUCAGGUACCACAAUGGUUGGAUAUCAGCCACAGGCAGAUAAAGUCAACUUCUUCCGAAUGGUUGUCUCAAACCCGGCGGCAACUAAGUCUGACAUUGACUUCCUCAUUGAAGAAAUAGAAAGAUUGGGGCAGGAUCUGUAA